Messenger RNA from Micropterus salmoides (largemouth bass), 2533 nucleotides. RefSeq names its product UDP-glucuronosyltransferase 2A1-like. The transcript has 7 exons. Gene Ontology annotation, molecular function: UDP-glycosyltransferase activity. The record is from RefSeq and is a predicted model, not a curated record. Lineage: Eukaryota; Metazoa; Chordata; Actinopteri; Centrarchiformes; Centrarchidae. The coding region runs from base 331 to 2031 and encodes 566 amino acids.
GGAAGCCGCAACGACGGAACUUCCGGCAGGAACAUCAAAAUAAAAGAGCCUGAGCGAUAAAAGCGGUUUAAUAGCUUCCGGAGGGAGAGUUUCAAAGUGAAAGCACACACAUUGAACAAAAUGGAAAUAACACACAUAACGGCACAAUCUGGACCAGGACCGGGGGGGAACAUGAGCCUACCUGUGAAGGUAUGAUUGGAGCCUGUGAGACACUGGGAUCCGUGUCAGUAAAGUGAUUGGUCUAGCAGGGGGAGUCCGCUGCGAGGUCCAAUCAGAGUGCAGCUCCUCAACUGACCUCUGACCAGUCUGGACUUUGGAUCUGCAGAUUUUAUGUUGGCAGAGUUUCUGCUUGUUUCUGUCUCUGAGGCAGAACGUUUGUCGAACUCUAACAGGGUCAGUUUUGUUGCUGGACUCGUGAUGCACGUUUCUCCGUUUCGCCUUCUUCUUCUUCUUCCCCACGCCCUCUUCUUCCUCUUUCCGUACACUCCGGCUCACGGCGGCCAUGUUUUGGUAUUUCCAGGCGAGUACAGCCAUUGGUUGAACAUGCGGAGCAUCAUGGAGGAGCUGGUGAGGAGGAACCACUCGGUCACUGUUUUAGUCGCCGAUGCGUCGCCAUCCGUCAACUACAAUAGCAGCCGCGAUGCCACCAAGUUCAACUUCCUGGUUUUCAAGGUCCCGUUCAGCAGGGCCGACGUUGACGGUCUCACUCAGGACUUCAUUAACUUCUCCAUGUACGAGUCUCACGUUUCUUCGCCGCUGCAGAAGUUUCUGAAGAUGGGUGAUUGGAUGCGGCGCUCGGUGGACUACGGGAUGCGGCAGUGUGACUCCAUGUUGAAGAACCAGCAGCUGAUGGCGACGCUGCGGGGCGCGGCCUUCGACGCCGUCCUGCUCGACCCCAUGGUGAUGUGCGCCGACCUGGUGGCCGACGUGCUCGGCCUGCCGUUCGUCGUCUCGCUUCGCUUCUCUUUCGGCGGCGUCAUGGAGCGACACUGUGGCCACGCCCCCGCACCACCGUCCUACGUGCCGGCGGCUCCGCUGCCGUACGGCGACCACAUGACGUUUGUGGAGAGGCUGACCAGCGCGGUGACGUACGCCUGGCUGUCGGUGGUGACCGAGGUGUUCUGGAGUCUUUCGCUGGAUAGCUACUACAGCGAGGUCAAAGGAAGUCCCAGCAGCUUCUGCAGGACUCUGGGAAAUGCUGAUGUCUGGCUCAUCAGGACCUUCUGGGAUCUGGAGACGCCACGACCGUUCCCGCCCAACUUCAAACACGUGGGCGGUCUGCACUGCAAACCAGCCAAUCAGCUUCCAGAGGACCUGGAGGCGUUCGUGCAGAGCUCGGGCGAUGCCGGUGUGGUGGUGGUCUCCUUCGGCUCUAUGGUAACUAACCUGACAACAGAGCGUGCUGAUGUCAUCGCCGCUGCCUUCGGACGAAUCCCACAAAAGGUGAUCUGGAGGUACAGCGGAGACACGCCCAGAACUCUGGCAGCCAACACCAAGCUUUCUGAUUGGAUCCCUCAGAACGACCUGCUGGGUCACCCAAAGACCCGAGUGUUUGUGACGCACGGCGGCACCAACGGUCUGUACGAGGCCGUGUAUCACGCCGUGCCGCUGGUCGGAAUUCCGCUCUUUGCCGAUCAGCCCGAUAAUCUCGCCCGUCUGAGCCGCCGCGGCGCCGCCAUCGUCCUCGACUUCAACCAUCUGACAUCCGACGAGCUGACGGAGGCGCUGCACGCCGCCAUCAACCAGCCGAGCUACAAGUCCAGCAUGCAGCAUCUGUCGGCGUUGCACCGCGACCAGCCAGUGGCGCCGCUGAGCACCGCCGCCUUCUGGGUGGAGUUUGUGAUGAGACACGGAGGAGCGAGACACCUACGGCUGGCGUCACAUGAGCUGAACUGGUUCCAGUACCACAGCGUGGACACCGGCGCCGCCCUGCUGGCCGCCAUAGCGACCGCUGCCGCCCUCUGCUGGGGGGGCGUCCGCUUCUUCCUGCGACGCUGCAGCCAACGACGGCGGAGAGAGAAGAACGACUGAAGAGACGACAAUUGUUUUAAAAUUCUAAACCUGCUGAGUUCCUUCAGAAACUUGGUACCGAGAAGACCUGAAGGCAAAGGGGGUCACACCCCAGAUCUGAUCCAGAUUAAGCUUCUGUUCACUCUGUAUUUGAUCAAUACAAUCUCUUAUCACGUCUGCCUGAAAGAGCCCGCGCUCACUUUAAUCCCGUCUUUGUAUGUAUUGUGCUCCGUUUAACGAGUCUAAUUCACAGAUUAUCUCCUGGCCUGGUGUCUGAAAACAGUUCGUACUCAGCCUGAAACAAACAGGUCCAGCCGUGUGUGUGUGAGACUUCAUCUGAUUAAGGGUUAUUCUCAUGAAAUAUAUUGUGAAACUGAAAUCUGUCACAUUAAAAAUCAGCUGACUGUAAGAAUCUGAACAAACAAACCAAGUCUGAUUUCAGAUUUUAUUUUUUAUUUGUACAAAAACAGAGAAGCUCCACCCCCUCUGUUCAGAAACAGGAAACGAAUAAAGUUUUGUUGUU